Molecule: messenger RNA, 2642 nt
Organism: Triticum urartu
Lineage: Eukaryota; Viridiplantae; Streptophyta; Magnoliopsida; Poales; Poaceae
Product: protein FAR-RED IMPAIRED RESPONSE 1
Biological process (GO): regulation of DNA-templated transcription
Molecular function (GO): zinc ion binding
Source: RefSeq, a predicted model, not a curated record
CGAAGAAGAAUAUUCAUCCCAACCGCCGCGGGCGACAGAGACGGCCGCGGAGUUCGCGCCGCCGGGGAAGGAGCAGCGGAGGUCAGCCGGCGUCUACCCAUCCUCCUGCCACUUUCCUGUCCGGCCGGCGAAGUAACUAAACGCGGGCGGUUCGUUCCGUUCGCUUCGUUGGUACAGGAUCAGGAUGAAGGAGGAGGAGAAGGAGAAGGCGCCGCCGCACCCGCAUGCCCAUGGCGCCGCCGCCGCCGACGCCGCCCCUCCUCCUAGGGCGCGACUCGGAGAUGAACAUGGAUCUGCUUCUGUGUAUCGUGUUGGUGCGCUGGAGAAGGCGAUUGCAGGGUUUGCGUAGAGGGAAACUGAGUCCGUGGUCAAUCCAACUGUCGGGAGUUUCUUUGUUUCUCUUGACGAGGCUUAUGAAUUCUACAACAUUUAUUCUUGGGAAUCUGGUUUCGGAGUUAGGUAUGGAGCUAGCAGUAUGGAUUCUCAUGGAACUAAAUGCAUACAACAACUUGUUUGCGCGUGUGAGCUAUGAUAUUCAUCCUCCCCUUGUAGUUAAGGGUAAACCGUCCAAGGACAGCGAUUCAUUUCGUCGGUGUGAAUGCAAAGCGUCAAUUCUUUUGCUGAGAUCCAGAGACGGCGGAUGGCGUGUGUGUGAGCAUCAAGUUGGGCAUAACCAUCCACUUUCUAAGAUGUGUGCGCAGAGGUCAUCUUGGCAGUCUCAUAGUAGUAUUGACAAGAACACAAGGGGCUUGAUUCGUCAACUAAGGGAAAACAAUGUGCCACACAUUGAUGAUAAUGAUGCAAAUAAUCCGCUGUCUGAUGAUAUCCGGAAGACAGAGGAAACCUUUGCUAGGAUCAAAGCAAAGGAUCCAACAUUUGGUUACACUGGUUUGCAGCUUGAUAGUAACUGGAGAGUAAGGCCACUACUCUGGACCAGUGGCCAGAGCCUUCAGUACCAAUACUUCGGGGAUGUGAUUAUCUUCGACACCACCUACAGAUCGGACAAGUAUGGGACGCCGUUCGGCCUUUUUGUUGGAGUCAACAACAACUUUGAGACCAUAUUGCUUGGUGGGGUGCUGAUGAUAAACGAGAAAACGGAGAGCUACAAAUGGGUGCUCAGUCAGUUCUUCCAAUUAAUGGGUAGGGAACACCCCAAAACUAUACUGACCGAUCGCUGCGAGGCAAUUGAGGAAGCUGUAUUGGAGGUACUGCCAUCCACCACGCACAGAUGGUUCAAGUGGAAUGUCCUUCGCAGGGCAAAGGACUACCUUGGUUUUCAUUACACCAAAACGAGUAGCUUCCGAGUGGGGCUCCACAAAAUUCUGAACGACAUGCUGACGGCUGAUGAGUUUGAGAGAGCAUGGGCGAUGCUGCUAGAGAAGCAUGGAUUAGCGAAUCAUCCAUUUCUGAAGGAGAUCUAUGAGGUGCGGCACAAGUGGGUUAAGGCAUACUUCAGCGACAUAUUCUGUGCUACACUGACCAGCACACAGAAGAGCGAGAGCGCGAAACACUUUCUGAAACAACAUCAUGUUCCAAGGGAUUGCUCAAUGGAGCUUUUCGCCUUACAGUAUGAGAAACUGCGGUCCGAUCAACAACCGGACUAUGGGUUUCAGGAGAAGAGGACUACUAUGGAUGAGAUUGUUCUGAGAACAAAUCUACCAAUCGAGAAGCAUGCCGGCGAGGUGUACACAAAACCGGUGUACGAACAAUUUGUGCAAGCCUUACGCGAAUCUGAGCCUUACGUGGUGGAGGCAGUCAUCCCCAACCUGAGGUACAUAGCACGGCGUCCCAGCAGUGAAACUAGGAUGAAAUGUCUAGGGUGGAAUAUGAGGUGAAUGUUAGAGAAGACGGCGAAGCAUUCAUGUGCGUGUGCAAGCAAUUCGAGCACACGGGGAUGCUCUGCUGCCAUGUUGUCAAGGUGAUGAUCCACCUGGGCGUGCUUGAAAUACCAAGGUUACACGUCAUGCCGCGCUGGACAGCCAGACCGCUCCAGUGCCAGAUGCACUGCCGCGGUGAACCUCGGACGGACACGUGCCAGCAAUGCAGGCACUCCGUGCUGCAUGACAAGUUCUUAGACCUAGCGUGCCUCGCCUGUGAGGAUGAUCGGUGCUACGAGGUCGUUGUGAGGGGCAUCGGCAAACUGAACAGAGAAUUGGUGGCAGCAGAGGCCGCGCCCCGCCGCCGCAGCACCAAGCCGGCGCCGCGGAAGCCGAGGAGGAAGCGUUGAUUACUUGCCCCCGGAUGCCUGAAAGCCUGUCCGAUGCUUCGCGAGGCAUGGAAGGAAACCAAGAUAUGUCAACUGACUUGUUCUUUCUGGUUUCUUCUUUUUGCGAGUGUGGAUAACCUCUGAACCUGACCACGUAUGAACUAGGCUAGAUCAGUAGUAGUAUUUUGCAUGUUCGGCAACGGCCUGGCACCAUGGUUGGUUGAUUGCUAGGGAUGGCGGCCCGUGUAUACAUGUCGAGGCGACCAUGUGUGCCAGUAAAACCAAUUGGGUGUGCAAUGUCAGCAGAAUAGGAUGACAUACAUGGUCCAUAAACGGUCUUGUGUCGUAUCAGAACUCCCCCGAGGAUGUUUCUACCUGGGUUGGGCAUCUAUCACGCCCGAAUCCUAUUCAGGCCUUAAGGCGCCGAAUACUUCUU